GCAGUGUCUGUCUUCCUUAUAAUUUCUUAAAAAACCUUUUCACUUAUCUUUUGGAUUUUUAUUUUUCUAAAACUCUUACAAUGCCCUCACUGAGAGAUCACUGUUUUUGUUAAUGUCUCUCCCCACCAAACGCUCUGCCACUGCUGCUGCUCCUCCCACCACCACCUUCUCCACCGCCGCCGGCUCCUCCAGUUUCCCGCCGAUGAAGAAGGCUAAGUCUCAGGCCGUCUCCGCCUGCUCCCCUCUUGAUCCCUCCUCCAACAAAAACGGCCUCCACCACUUCACCGCUCCUAAUUCCGACGAUAACGAUAUCCUCUUCGAGCCUUCCUCCAUGUCCCUCGACGAUGAGCCUAAGCUCGUUGACGCCGUUCCUCCCACCGCCGCUAAUUUGUCACGCAAAAAGGCCAUCCCUCCCCAGCCGGCCAAGAAGCUUGUCAUCAAGCUCCUUAAAGCUAAACCCACAUUGCCUUCCAACUUCGAGGAGGAUACAUGGGCGAUGCUGCAGUCAGCAAUUAAAGCUAUAUUCUUAAAGCAACCAACUUCUUGUGAACUGGAGAAACUUUAUCAGGCUGUCAAUGAUCUUUGUCUGCACAAGAUGGGGGGAAGUUUAUAUCAGCGUAUUGAAAAGGAGUGUGAAGCACACAUUUCUGCAGCCCUACAAUCCUUGGUUGGCCAAAGCCCAGAUUUGCUAGUCUUUUUAUCACUCGUUGAGAGAUGCUGGCAGGACUUCUGUGACCAGAUGCUGAUGAUUCGGGGGAUUGCGCUGUAUCUGGAUAGAACAUAUGUUAAACAAACCCCCAAUGUGCGGUCUCUAUGGGAUAUGGGAUUGCAACUUUUCCGACGACAUCUUUCAUCAUCUCCUGAAGUUGAGAACAAAACAGUAAACGGCCUUCUGCAGAUGAUUCAAAGAGAACGAUUAGGUGAAGCAGUUGAUAGGACACUGCUCAACCAUCUUUUGAAGAUGUUUACAGCUCUUGGAAUAUAUCCAGAGAGCUUCGAGAGACCUUUCCUUGAAUGCACUUCUGAAUUUUAUGCUACUGAAGGCAUGAAGUACAUGCAGCAAUCAGAUGUUCCAGAUUACUUGAAGCACGUCGAGAUAAGGUUGCAUGAGGAGCAUGAAAGAUGCUUACUUUACCUUGAUGCAAGCACUAGGAAGCCUCUAAUAGCAACUGCGGAGAGGCAGCUUCUUGAGCGGCAUAUAUCCGCUAUUCUUGAUAAGGGUUUCAUGAUGCUGAUGGAUGGGCAUAGAAUUGAAGAUCUCCAGAGGAUGUACUCCUUGUUCUUGAGGGUCAAUGCCCUUGAAUCAUUAAGGCAGGCCCUUAGUUCAUAUGUUAGGAAAACUGGGCAGACCAUCGUUAUGGAUGAAGAGAAGGACAAGGACAUGGUUCCAUCUCUAUUAGAAUUUAAGGUGUCUCUGGACCGAAUAUUGGAAGAAAGCUUUGCCAAGAAUGAAGCAUUUUGCAAUACCAUCAAGGAUGCUUUUGAGCAUCUGAUUAAUCUUCGCCAGAACCGUCCAGCAGAGCUGAUUGCUAAGUUUUUGGAUGAGAAGCUUCGUGCCGGGAAUAAGGGUACUUCUGAAGAGGAGUUGGAGGGUAUACUUGAUAAAGUUUUAGUUUUGUUUAGGUUCAUCCAGGGGAAAGACGUUUUUGAAGCAUUUUACAAGAAGGAUCUUGCAAAACGACUAUUGUUGGGGAAAAGUGCGUCCAUUGAUGCUGAGAAAUCUAUGAUAUCUAAGGUAUGCAAUUGUUGCAUCUUGCUGCAUUUCAUUGGAUAUCUACUGCCCAUUGAUAUUAACAAUCUUCACUUACUAGUGCAGCUCAAAACUGAGUGCGGGAGCCAAUUCACUAAUAAGCUUGAAGGGAUGUUCAAGGAUAUUGAGCUAUCUAAGGAAAUCAAUGAGUCUUUCAAACAGUCGUCUCAAGCAAGAACGAAACUUCCAUCAGGAAUCGAGAUGAGUGUCCACGUCUUAACAACUGGUUACUGGCCCACGUACCCGCCAAUGGAUGUCAGGCUUCCUCACGAACUGAAUGUCUACCAGGAUAUUUUCAAGGAAUUUUACCUGAGCAAACACAGCGGGAGGCGAUUAAUGUGGCAGAAUUCCUUAGGUCAUUGUGUAUUGAAAGCCGAGUUUCCAAAGGGGAAAAAAGAGCUUGCAGUAUCUCUGUUUCAGACUGUGGUUUUGAUGCUGUUCAAUGAUGCACAAAAUCUCAGCUUUCAAGAUAUCAAAGAUGCUACCGGUAUAGAGGAUAAAGAAUUAAGGAGGACCCUCCAAUCCCUCGCAUGUGGGAAAGUUCGGGUACUGCAAAAGACACCGAAAGGAAGGGAUGUUGAAGAUGGUGAUUCGUUUAUGUUCAAUGAGACAUUCACUGCCCCACUUUACCGCAUAAAGGUUAAUGCUAUCCAAAUGAAGGAAACCGUGGAGGAGAACACAAGUACCACUGAAAGAGUAUUUCAGGAUCGUCAAUACCAGGUUGAUGCUGCAAUUGUUCGGAUAAUGAAAACGAGGAAGUUGUUGAGUCACACUCUCCUUAUCACUGAACUUUUCCAACAGCUGAAGUUCCCAAUCAAGCCGGCGGACUUGAAGAAGAGAAUAGAGAGCCUGAUCGACCGGGAGUACUUAGAGAGGGACAAGAACAACCCCCAACUAUACAAUUACCUGGCCUAACCUUAGAAAUGCUUUAUUUAUUUAUUGCUUAAUACCAAUCUUCUUUCUCUUUUUGUUGUUCUAUUUCUCCUUUUGCUGUUGGUGAGGGACAUUGAAGUGGCAGUCACCUCAGAUAUUACUGUACAGUAGUACGUUGUAGUGGAUCCUUUUCUUUUGAAUUGUCUGCUGCAGUGAACACCUGUAAUUGUAAAAUAUACUCCCUUCCGUGCUCUCUUUUCCCGUUUAGCACCCUCGUUGAUAACGGUGGAUCAAUUUGAUGUUCCAUUUCGGAUUAGAAUACAAGUGUAGGC
This is a messenger RNA of Linum tenue, 2955 nucleotides long. NCBI's taxonomy places the organism in Eukaryota, Viridiplantae, Streptophyta, Magnoliopsida, Malpighiales, Linaceae. The record is from the annotation of a GenBank genome assembly.